This is a messenger RNA of Stylonychia lemnae, 396 nucleotides long. Lineage: Eukaryota; Ciliophora; Spirotrichea; Sporadotrichida; Oxytrichidae. The record is from the annotation of a GenBank genome assembly.
AUGGAUAAAAAAAACAAAAGCAAGGGUAAAAAUAAGUCAUCAAAAUAGUAACCUCAACAAGAAGAAACAAAAACUCAGACUUCUUAAACUUCUGGUUCUAUAUUUGAAAAAAAUGGAAAGAUUUUCAUUGUAAUAAACGCUAAACCUGGAAGUAAAAGUGAUGAAAUAUACGCUGUAGAAGAUGAUUAUAUUGGAGUAUCAGUCUAAGCACCACCAUUAGAUGGUUAAGCGAAUGAGGGAAUAAAAGAAUUCGUAGCUUAAGUUUUAGGCCUAAAGAAGAGAGAUAUAAGUCUAGUGAAAGGCAGCAAAAGUAGUGAUAAAGUAUUAUGUAUUGAUGAGGUAAAAAACUUCACAAUAGACAGUGUAAAAUAGCUUUUAAAAUCAGCACUUUAAUGA